Selaginella moellendorffii is the source of this 1897-nucleotide messenger RNA. RefSeq lists its product as uncharacterized. Gene Ontology annotation, molecular function: protein binding. Lineage: Eukaryota; Viridiplantae; Streptophyta; Lycopodiopsida; Selaginellales; Selaginellaceae. The coding region runs from base 1 to 1746 and encodes 581 amino acids. The transcript has 2 exons. The record is from RefSeq and is a predicted model, not a curated record.
AUGGCUGCAUUGGCGCGGGCGCUGGGGCGCGGGCGAUCGGGAGGUAUGAUGCGAGCCAUAGCGCGCGGGAGAGGAUUUUCCAGCGCUCAAUCUUCCCCAUCGGAGCCGGAAUCGUCACCAGGGACUGGAUCGAGCAAGAACAUUGGAAGCUCUCGAUUGUGGAAAUGGAUGAAAAAUCUCCUGGAAUGCCCGGAAACAGAUGUCGAGACACUUGCAAAGAGGAAGAUCCUCAAUGUCCGUAAAGGUGAAACUUUGUCGAAGAUCAGGUUCGUGGAUUUGAACGAGUGCCUGGAGAUGGUGGACUCGGCCAAGGACGAAGAGAAGAGCUUCCAGGACUUCUUUUGUUUGGGGAAGCUCUACACCAUUCAAGGAUCUGCGGACAAGGUCUUGCUUUGCGCUGAAAAGGCCGCAAAGCUCGUGCCGCAAGGCUCGGUCUUCCAUGCUUUAUGCUUACACCUAGAGGCGGACGGAUUUUUUCUUAACAAGGACUACGCAAAGUGUAUGCAAAAGCUCAAGCUGGUGCUGGAGCUCCUUGACAAGGACGAGGACGAGACUACUGAACUUAUACGGGCAGAGACGGAGAUUCGGGUGGCCGAAGUUCUGGUUGCUACUCGGAAGUUCCAGGAGGCUCUGCCGCUGUUUCUCUCAAGCAUCGCGAAGAAGGAGAAGCUUUGCGAUGAUAAGCGGGCAUUUGUGGACGACUACAUCCACACUGCCGAGGCCCUGGUAGAGCUCGGUCGAUAUCCAGAGGCUGCCGAGCAGUGCAGGAAAGCGCUGGAUUCUGCUGAAGACGGAACUUUCGAUGAGGCCAGGUCUCGAAGGCUGCUCGGAGUCGUGUACAGAGGCUUGAAGCAGCUUCCAAAGUCUAUCGAGGAGCUCAAGGUGGUGAAAGAGCUUGCCCUGAAGCAUGGGAGGAACGAGGAUGCGAGGUGGAUUGAGCUGGAGCUUGCGCAGUGUUACAUGGACUCGGAGAAGUACGAGGAAGCAAAAGAGGUUCUUAAUGCAGUCCUGGACGAUGAGGAAGUUCGUGGCCGCCUGAAGGGAUUUGCUCACGCCUGCUUCGCGAGAAUCUGCGUGCUGGAAAACGAGGCGGACGAGGCAAUUGCACACACCGAAGAGGCAUCUAUGAUCUUGCGAAAGAACAAGGGCGUCACUCUGAAAGAUGCUGAGACGUUUGCUGAACUCGCAACGUUUUUUGAGGCGGUGAAGGACUAUGACAGUGCCAUCGAUCACUUUGAGGAAGCUCAAAGGAUUUACGUGAACUUCCCAGAAGCAGUAACUUCUUUGGCAGAAACGUAUGCCCGGGUUGGACACAUCUACUUGGUCAUGGAGAAGAGUGAGACUGCCGUGUCGAUUCUUGGGCGCGGUGUGAAGCUGAUUGAAGACAAAGUUGGCAUAGAUCAUCCUGAUCUCGGCGACAUGCUGAACACAAUGGGGGUUGCCAACUUGGGUCUUAAGAACUUGGUAUUGGCUUCGGGGCAGUUUGAGCGAGCGAAGGUGAUUUCCGUGAAGCAUUUCGGCACUGGCCAUCCAAACACAGUGGCCGCAACCAUUAACAUGGUCACUGCGUACUCCUCGCUCAACAGGUGGGACAAGGCGAUAAAAUGCCAGACUGAGGUGGUGAAGCAUCUCGAAGAACAGAAAGCACAGCCGGAGGUGGUAGAGAAGCACAGAGAUACGCUGCAGAAACUGCAGCUAAUCCAGGAAAACGCUGCGACGGUGGCUCACUCCGCGGGCAUAAGUUGAUACGUUUUAGAUGCUCGUAAAAACAAGAAGAAGGAUGUGCACAAACCCGACGAAACAGGUUUGGAAGCAGUUUUUAAACAAUCGCCGUCUAUGCAUCAGGGUUGAUUCAGAUGGACUCUGUUUUUAAGAAGGUUGAUCAUCUUUUGCUGCU